UGUGACCUGGUGUAUUCUGCAGCAGCUCACAAAUACCAUGUUUGACCUUGUUCUGGGGGUUUUCUGCAGGUCCAGAUGGAAGCUUGGAAUUUGGAACUAUUAAUGUCCUGGAUCAUGUGAAGAAAGUCCUGACUCUAAAGAACAAAGGGCUAUACAACAUUGGGUACCGUUUCGUGCUGAAGGGUGCAGGUCUCAGGAUGCAAGAUUUGACAUCCCACUUCACUGUUGAGCCUCAGUCGGGCAUGCUGAUUGCCUCCCAGCCUGGUGUGAAUAUUGAGAUGCUCUUCCAGCCCAAAAGGGAAAUGCUCCUCAAGAACAAACGCAUCCUGUACUGCCAGGUGACAGAUGCCAGGUCAAGGAAAGGAGGCCAGACUGUUGCCACCAUCCCACUGAGAGUGUUGGCGAAAGCUGUGUACAGCAAGUACAGUAUUGAGCCUGCUCCACCCAUCAACUUUGGGGCCAUGAUCAGGGGCGCCAGGAAGACCCAGAUUGUCGUGCUGGAGAACAAAGGCAUGCUCAACUUCAAAUUCCGCAUCCACCAAGCCCCCAGGGAUGCAUCUGCAAGUUCAAAGCAAGGGAAAUCUGCUGCAUCGGCUACAAAGCUGAAAUCAAGCUCCUCACAGGAUCACCUCACUCUUGGCAUGUUCAUGGUGUCCCCCUGCUCUGGCUCCAUCGCUCCAUGGGGCCAACAGAAGAUCACCGUGGAUUGCCUUGCUGGGCAGGAGGGGACAUGUGAGGAGCAGCUCUACAUUGACAUCACGGGCAGAGACCCCAAGGACAAUCCCCUGGGCAUUCCCUUUACCCUGAUUGCUGAGUCCUGCCUCCCAGCAUUUAUUGAGGAUGUCAUGUUAACUUUUGAGGAGUACCCGAUCUGCAGCAGCACCAACCUCAGCCACAAGCUGCAGUCAGUGAAAGGCACAGGCCUGUUUGUCAGAGACGAGAACAAAUUUGUCUUCACCAAAGUUCUGGUUGGGCAAGAGUCUGAAGCUCAUUUCAAUAUCUACAGUGCAAGUGGUCUGCCAUGUGACGUGGUCCUCUCCAUCAAACCCCUGCCUGGAAAGGUGAAAAGCCAUAUCAACAACAUUUUCAAGUUGUAUCCAGCCACGAUGUCCAUUCCCGGCUCAUCCAAGGCUGUUGGUACGGUGACCUUCACCCCACCGGAUCAGCAGAACUAUGACUGCACUUUCAAAGGCUUCCCUUGUCAUCCCAAAAAGCCUCACAGCAUUGCAGAGAUUCCAGUUGUGAUCGAAGUCCAAACAUGGGGCAAGCAUCGGACCGAUGGUCUUAUCGGCGUGUUUGGGGAUCAUAAAAACCCACGGAGUAUAAUAUUACGGAGCUCUGGACAGCUGGCAGACAUCUACACAGUUCCAAGAGAUAUAGAGUUUGGCAAGAUCCGAGCACUAGAGACUAAUUCACAAUGUUUAACCCUCUUCAACGAAGGUCUUGACCCUGUAGACUUCAGGAUAUAGGUGCAUUUAUUGAGGAUGUCAUGUUAACUUUUGAGGAGUACCCGAUCUGCAGCAGCACCAACCUCAGCCACAAGCUGCAGUCAGUGAAAGGCACAGGCCUGUUUGUCAGAGAUGAGAACAAAUUUGUCUUCACCAGAGUUCUGGUUGGGCAAGAGUCUGAAGCUCAUUUCAAUAUCUACAAUGCAAGUGGUCUGCCAUGUGACGUGGUCCUCUCCAUCAAACCCCUGCCUGGAAAGGUGAAAAGCCAUAUCAACAACAUUUUCAAGUUGUAUCCAGCCACGAUGUCCAUUCCCGGCUCAUCCAAGGCUGUUGGUACGGUGACCUUCACCCCACCGGACCAGCAGAACUAUGACUGCACUUUCAAGGCUUCCCUUGUCAUCCCAAAAAGGUAACUGACCCUGUGAAAUAUUGGGACAGGCCUCACUGAAAGCUGCCUCUCCACUGGGAAGGCACAGAUCUCUUGUUAGCUCUAAUGCUUUCAGUAGCCUUAGGCAGAGUACUUGGCGUGAGUUGAUCUCGGAGGCAGUAACUGUUGGAGCACAAUAAUGAGGCUGAUGGUUUAGCCUGUAGGAGGAACCAUGAAGAAAGGGAAAUAUUAGGUAGCCAACUGGAAGUUACUGAGAUGUGCUGCAGCUGAGCUGCAGGUUUCCAAGUACAAAGGCUUAGAUGAAGCAGUUUUGAUGCCAGCAAGUCAGCAGUCACAAGUUCCUCUUUGUUUCUGUAAAAUUAAGUGAUCCUCUGUAAUUCCCUGACGUUCAUUAAGCUGUUUUAUGUGAGAGAUUGGACCUGGUAUGAAAGAAGAGCCCAGUUCCUCUGCCCUGGGACCUGCGGGGCUUUGACUUGCCCUUCCUCAACCCUUUAGUGGCUGAAUUGGAACAAGAGAAGUCUUAAUUGCUAAUAAGCAAUUGCUUUUUUACUGUUCUUGGAAAUGAUCUUUACUGGUGGUGACGAUGAUUUGGUUUUGCCUUCUUGCUUUUUUGUACUGCUUUCCUACUGUGCUUUUGCUUGUUGCAUAUGUCUCAUCUCACUGCAGCCAGGGGAUUUGCCAUAUCUCAUCUAGUGCCUCAUUAUUUACCUGCUGUACUGCAUGAUUCAAUUAAGUGAAAUUAUUAACUGUUAUUGUGGAAGGCUCUGGCUCUUUGGAGCAGAUUCCUCUUGUGAAUGGCCGUGCGUGGAUUGGGAAGAGGCUGGUGGGGAUCUGUCUUGUGGGGUACAGGAGUAGCAGGCAGGGAAAACAUUGUGGGUGGCCCGUGCUGCUUCACUGGCCCAGUGAAA
Messenger RNA from Catharus ustulatus (Swainson's thrush), 2744 nucleotides. RefSeq names its product hydrocephalus-inducing protein homolog. The transcript has 11 exons. Gene Ontology annotation, cellular component: axoneme. The record is from RefSeq and is a predicted model, not a curated record. Bases 198 to 1469 code for a protein of 423 amino acids. NCBI's taxonomy places the organism in Eukaryota, Metazoa, Chordata, Aves, Passeriformes, Turdidae. Gene Ontology annotation, biological process: cilium movement; axonemal central apparatus assembly.